Arthroderma uncinatum is the source of this 900-nucleotide messenger RNA. RefSeq lists its product as uncharacterized. Lineage: Eukaryota; Fungi; Ascomycota; Eurotiomycetes; Onygenales; Arthrodermataceae. The transcript has a single exon. Bases 1 to 900 code for a protein of 299 amino acids. The record is from RefSeq and is a predicted model, not a curated record.
AUGCGGUGGUCAUCACGGUUCUCCUUCGUCCUUCUCUGCGUUGCUCUCCUGGCCGUCGUUGUCAUCGGCCAGCAGCCGAUCCCCAACCGUCACCAUGGCCGCCAUCGUCGCCAGAUACUAAGCGGAGAUACUCCUCUCACGGACAGCAAUAACAAACUGCCUACGCCCACAGACCCGUCAAAGUCGGGCAACAACAGCGGGGACAAGAACACGACGCCACCAUCUACGCCGCCUACUUCUUCUCCCACCGAUGAGCCGACCACCAGCGACCACACCACAUCGGACAAGGUAACCACGCCUCCAACCUCUGACAAGCCGACCUCUACUCCGCCAACCUCGCCGCCGGACACUCCCACAACUCCUCCAACGAGUGAUCCAACCCCGACGGACACUCCCACGAGGCCAACCGAUAAGACAUCAAACAGCCCAACUCCCACGAACAACCAGCCAACAAACCAGCCUUCUCAAAAGCCCAAAACCACCCCGAAGCCGACUGCUACUCCCACGACCAUCAUCAUCAUCCAGACAUACACCAACAGUGAUGGAGCCGUCACCCAGUCGACUAUAUCGUCUGUCUCUACCCCACCGGCACCCGAACCCACCGUUGGCAGUGGUGGUAACGGCGGCAACGGCAGUGGCAUGAGCCCUCAAACCCGCAACACCAUCAUCGGUGUCGUCGUCGGUGUUGGCGGUGCCAUCAUCCUCGGCGGUCUAGCCAUCGUCUUCUUCAGACUACGACGCAAGAGAAAUGCUCGUGCUGACAACGAUGACGAUGAUCUGAUCCAGACCGGUGCCGCCGUGGGCUCUCAGACUCAUGAAGCUCCUGGAAACAGCCCGUUCAAGUCGACUCUCGACCAGUAUCAUAAGCCAGGACCAGUCAACCCGGCCUCCAAUUUCUAG